AGAGCCCAAGAUGGCGCCGCCCGUACCCGCGCUGACGCCGGAGCAGAAGAAGGAGCUGGCGGGGAUCGCCCAGCGGAUCGUGGCCCCCGGCAAAGGCAUCCUGGCGGCGGAUGAGUCCACCGGCAGCAUCGCCAAGCGCCUGAGCUCGGUAGGGGCGGAGAACACGGAGGAGAACCGGCGCUGGUACCGGCAGCUGCUCUUCACGGCCGACAGCCGCGUGGACCCCUGCAUCGGGGGCGUCAUCCUCUUCCAUGAGACCCUCUACCAGAAGGCCGACGAUGGGCGCCCCUUCCCCGAGGUCAUCCGGGCCAAGGGGGCGCUCGUGGGCAUCAAGGUGGACAAGGGCGUCGUGCCCCUGGCUGGCACCAAUGGGGAGACCACGACCCAAGGCCUGGACGGGCUCAUGGAGCGCUGUGCCCAGUACAAGAAGGACGGGGCUGACUUUGCCAAGUGGCGCUGCGUGCUCAAGAUCUCCGAGGGGACCCCGACCCCAUUGGCCAUCAUGGAGAACGCCAACGUCCUGGCCCGCUACGCCAGCAUCUGCCAGCAGAACGGCAUCGUCCCCAUUGUGGAGCCCGAGAUCCUGCCAGAUGGGAACCACGACCUCAAGCACUGCCAAUACGUCACUGAGAAGGUCCUGGCCGCAGUGUACAAGGCCCUGAGCGACCACCACGUGUACCUGGAGGGGACCCUGCUCAAGCCCAAUAUGGUGACCCCGGGCCAUGCCUGCCCCACCAAGUACAGCCCCGAGGAGAUCGCCAUGGCAACCGUCACCGCGCUGCGCCGCACCGUGCCCCCCGCCGUGCCCGGGAUCACGUUCCUAUCGGGGGGCCAGAGCGAGGAGGAGGCCUCCCUCAACCUCAACGCCAUCAACCGCUGCUCCCUGGCCAGGCCUUGGGCCCUCACCUUCUCCUAUGGGCGGGCCCUGCAGGCCUCGGCCCUCAAGGCCUGGGCGGGCAAGAAGGACAACACCAAGAAGGCCCAGGAGGAGUACGUCAAGAGGGCCCUGGCUAACUCCCAGGCCUGCCGCGGCCUCUACACCCCCUCGGGCCCCGCGGGCGCCGCCGCCAGCGAAUCCCUCUUCAUCUCCAACCACGCCUACUGAGCCAUGACGUCAGCACGCCGGGACACGCCCCCUCCGCGUAGCCACGCCCCCUCCC
This is a messenger RNA of Neopsephotus bourkii (Bourke's parrot), 1160 nucleotides long. RefSeq names its product aldolase, fructose-bisphosphate A (gene ALDOA). The transcript is spliced from 8 exons. Gene Ontology annotation, biological process: glycolytic process; fructose 1,6-bisphosphate metabolic process. Lineage: Eukaryota; Metazoa; Chordata; Aves; Psittaciformes; Psittacidae. Gene Ontology annotation, cellular component: cytosol. Gene Ontology annotation, molecular function: fructose-bisphosphate aldolase activity. The coding region runs from base 11 to 1105 and encodes 364 amino acids. The record is from RefSeq and is a predicted model, not a curated record.